Brachypodium distachyon (stiff brome) is the source of this 1113-nucleotide messenger RNA. RefSeq names its product F-box protein At5g49610-like. Bases 1 to 1113 code for a protein of 370 amino acids. The transcript has a single exon. The record is from RefSeq and is a predicted model, not a curated record. NCBI's taxonomy places the organism in Eukaryota, Viridiplantae, Streptophyta, Magnoliopsida, Poales, Poaceae. Gene Ontology annotation, molecular function: protein binding.
AUGGCGGCGUACUCGGAACCCGUCGCGUGGCGGACGCGCGGCCGCCGCCGCCAGGCCGCGGCGAUCGCUGUCCUCCACCCGGACGUCCUGAUCUGGGAGAUCCUGGCCCGCCUCCCUGCCGCGACGCUCCUCCGCUGCCGCGCCGUCUGCCGCGCCUGGAGCGGCAUCCCCUCCGACCCUGGCUUCCUCCUCGCCCACCACUGCCGCCAGCCCUCGCUCCCCCUCUUCGUGCUCCGCGAAUCCAGCACCGACGCCGCCAACCCCGACCGCGGCCGGCCUCUCCUCGGGCUCGACCGCCGCCACCUCGACGGCUACGUUGGAGUUGGCCCCUUCGCGCUCCACGCCUCCUGCGACGGCCUCCUCCUAGUAUCACACCGCCGCAGAUUCACCAUCUGCAACCCGGCCACGCGCCAGCACGCUCCGGUCCCUGGCCUCGAUGCCGCAGGCUCCUGUACCAAAGUCGAGGCCUUGUACCCGCACCGGCCCUCCGGGGAGUACCGCGUACUCUACUGGCACGACGACCAAACCAAGAACAACGGCGAUGAAGUCUGCUGCUACAUCCUUGGGGUGCCGCGGGCGCGCAAGAGAUGCAGUGUUCCCAUUGUUCCCGCGGCCUGCCUUGGCAUCGCUUGCGCCGUGAUGCAGUGUUCCCAUUGUUCGCGCCCGCCGCCCGUCAUGUUCCGCGGCUGCCUUCACUGGGAUCCUCCCCGCCACCGCCCUUCAGGGGGCGCGUCGCUUGUUUUCGACACCGUGGCCGAGUCGUUCAGGCCGAUGCGCCUCCCGGAUGCUGCCGGCUGCUGCACUCGUUUGCAUGACAUGGAAGGUUUGCUUGGCCUCAGUUGUUUCGAUGAUAGUAGCACGGUUGCGAAGCUCUGGGUGCUGGAGGACUACGAGAGGGAGGUCUGGUCACUCAAGCACAAGAUUAAUUUCUCAUCGGUGAGCACGUGUAACAUAGCAAAGGAAAGCCGACAUCUGGUUUUGUCCCACGAGGGAGAUAUGCUGCUUUACAGAAACUCAAGCUCCAAGGAGGGAGAUAUGCCGUCCUACAGCAACUCUAGAUCAAGCUACAUGGUUCACUCUGCAGAGGGCAAGUUUCUAGAGGAAUUUCAAUAG